AUGGUACAGACAGUAGGGAGAGUUUUGUCAGAACCCCGUAUAUUCACUGCAUUGUCUCUGUUUCAAACUGCAACGAUCGCUCUUCUUCUAAUCGCGUUUCUUCAAAACGCUGCGGCUGAGAAAAGAAUUCAACGUAUCGUCAAGCAUCACGGCGCGGUUGCCACCGAUGAUGGUCGGUGUUCCGACGCCGGAGUGAUGACACUUCGCGGGGGAGAAAACGCAGUUGACGCGGCGGUUGCUGCUGCGUUCUGUCUGGGAGUUUUGAGCCCCGCAUCAAGCGGUAUAGGCGGCGGAGCGUUUAUGCUCGUGAAAGAGGCUGGUGGAAAGGAAAUUGCUAAUGACUCGAGAGAAACAGCUCCUCUCAAAGCAACCGAGAACAUGAAUGGAGGCAAGGAUGAUCUAAAGAAGCAAGGAGGCUUAUCAGUAGUGUCCGGGCUAUUCGCCGCUUGGAAACGGCACGGGAAGCUGCCGUGGAAGAAGUUGAUCAAACCGGCGGAGAAACUUGCGUCUAAAGGUUUCGAGAUAUCGAGAUACCUCCACAUGCAGAUGAACGCAACUCGCGGGGCCAUCUUAGCGGACAAAGGUCUCUCUGACCUGUUGGUUUCAAACGGGGAGCUCAAGAAACCCGAAAUUGGCUUUGACCUUGAGGCAGAUCGCAGAAGCUAUAGGGUUAAGGUUAAAGAGCCUUUAUCCGCAGACAUUCUCGGGUACAGACUUCUCGGUAUGCCUCCUCCUUCAUCCGGUGGUGCUGCGAUGAUGUUGGUUUUGAGAAUUCUUUCUCUUUAUGGGAUUCCGUCCGGAGUCUCAGGGCCUCUCGGGGUUCAUAGACUAGUUGAGGCCUUGAAACACGCUUUUGCGGUGAGGAUGAACCUCGGGGAUCCGGAUUUCGUUGAUGUUACUAAGGUUGUUUCGGAUAUGUUGUCUCCAAAGUUUGCAAAAGGCUUGAAGAAAAAGAUAAACGACGAGAAAACCUUUGAUCCAAAACAUUACGGCGGCAAGUGGAAUCAGAUUGAAGAUCAUGGGACAAGCCAUUUGUCGAUCAUAGAUAGCGAGAGGAAUGCUGUUUCGAUGACUAGUACAAUAAACGGUUACUUUGGGGCAUUGGUUCUAUCUCCACGCACCGGAAUUGUUCUGAACAACGAAAUGGAUGAGAACCAAUGGUAA
Messenger RNA from Microthlaspi erraticum, 1164 nucleotides. NCBI's taxonomy places the organism in Eukaryota, Viridiplantae, Streptophyta, Magnoliopsida, Brassicales, Brassicaceae. The record is from the annotation of a GenBank genome assembly.